AUGUCUAACACCACAACUUCAAAUCCAUCAAAUUAUUCUUCAUCUUCAACUCUCAUUUGUGAUUAUUGUUGUUCGUGGCCACCAUCGAUCAUAAUUUCCUGCUCCAAAUGUCCGCGUCCAAUAAGAGUUUGCAGAAAGUGUGCAUUAUACGUUCCCGAAUUUAAAACUCAUGCAGAAAAACAUCCAAAUGCCAUCAACAAAUUCUGUGAUAUGCCAUUGUAUGAUGGAGAGAAGCAGUGGUUAUAUUCAGAUGAAAUUCACCUGCUUGAAACAAUCGAAUCGUGUGGCCUUGGAAAUUGGAUUGAUGUUGGCCAAAGACUGAAACGAUCUGCUGAUGAAUGUCGUCAACAUUUUGAAAAAUUCUACUUAAAAAAUGGUAUAUGGGAUUUUCCAUUUUCCGAAUGUCAAAAACCUCAAUUAAAAAAUGAUAUAUCUUCGGAUAAAGAUCUAUCUGAAACUCAGUUUAUGAGUUCAUCCAUUAUUUAUCCACCAAUGUUAUUAUCAACAGAUAAACAACGAUUACUCACUUACAUGCCAUUAAGAGAUGAAUAUGAAAGAGAAUAUUUUAAUGAAGCUGAAAAUCGUAUACCGGGCUUGACAAUCGAUAGUGAAGAAGAAGAAGACGAAUUAUUAAAAGAAGGAAAAUUAGCGUUAAUUCGUGGUUAUGGCGAAGUGUUACGUCGCCGACUUGAGUUAAAAGAUUAUGUGCGAGAUUAUGCGUAUGGGUUCACUUAUGAACAACCAACAUUAUCCCCAUCAACGUCUUUGAAAGAUGAUGAUCAACUAAUGGAUAGUUAUCUACAUGAAAACGUCACGGAUCAUGAUGGAAGAUUAGAAGAUGAGCAACGAACAAAAAAAUACGAAUUACAUCAGAUAUCUCGAUUUUUAUCGGCUGAUGAAUACGAACGUUUAAUCUACAAUCACCACCGAAUUUUGAAUAUUUUAUAUGAUUUGGGUUAUCCAAAACUCGAUAUAAAACCAUCACAUACAAAUAAAAUUGCUACACAAUAUUUAAAUCAUAUUGACACACAACAGCAACCGUCAGAGUCUUCACUACCAUUUAUAAUAAAAACUGAUCGCAAUCGUCAUAGUGAAAGACGAAAUAAAAGAAAUGGAAGAAUAGAAAAAUUAAAAAUUAAAUUAAAACGGCCUGAGUCUCCAGAAUUUCCUUCGUCAUCAUUUGACACAAAACCGUCAGUCCGUUAUGAAUCACGACUUCAUUACUCUAAUCAUCCUGCUACCCACUCGUCAACUAAUUCAUCAGCAUCUUCUUCACUCACAUCUCCUUCACCACCUCCGUCGUUAAAUUCGAUGCCCCUCAACUCUCAACAUUCUCGAAAACGUCGCUUUUCAUAUCUUAAACGAUCCACAGAUGAUGAUGAGCCAGGACGAUCACACGAAGAUACAAAGCCAACUCCAACAUCACUGCGUCUUAUUUUGAGAACACUAGAAACAGGUACAACAACCGAUAAGAAAAAAGCACAAUCUUCGUUAUUCUCUGUUGGUGACGAACUUGAUGAUAAUGUAUUAUUAACUAUGACAAGUCGAAAAAAUUUACGAAGGCGGGCUAAGAUUCUGAAAGAAGAUGAUGAUGAGGAAUCGAAUAGCCAACAAGUCGAAACACGUUCUCGGAGUCAACAUCAGAAAUCAUUACUACAGUCUGAAGAGUCAGACGAUAAUGACCAAUUACCAUUAUCACCAAAAUAUUUGAGAAGACGAACAAUAACAGCUAUGAAACAGGAAAAUAGUGAUGAAAUAAAACGAAAACAACGACGAGUUAAGCUGGAAUAUGAAGAGGAUGAAGAAAUGACAAAUGAUAGCAGCAGAAAUGUAACAGAAAAUUCUCAUCAAAUAUGUACACGUUCAAAAAUGAAUGGUCACGGCCAUCUUCAACAAGCUGCUAAACUGAAUUACAGUCUAGACUCAGACGACGAAAGUACUCUAGAUUAUAAUUCAGAUGAUGAGUCAGAAAGUGAAGAAGAUCAAACCAAAGAUAAUAGUGAAAAAGAACAAAACCAAGAUGGUGGAAUAGAAAUAGAUGAAAGUAGAUCAUCAGUAGCAUCACGAACAAGAUCACACACACCGCCCAAUUCUAAUAAUCAACAAGUACAACUGCAUGAAGGCAAAAAGCGAGUGUGUGCAUAA
Molecule: messenger RNA, 2145 nt
Organism: Didymodactylos carnosus
Lineage: Eukaryota; Metazoa; Rotifera; Eurotatoria; Philodinida; Philodinidae
Source: the annotation of a GenBank genome assembly